This is a messenger RNA of Xenopus tropicalis (tropical clawed frog), 3584 nucleotides long. It is a transcript of the gene mtdh, whose product is annotated as metadherin. Gene Ontology annotation, cellular component: nucleus. Gene Ontology annotation, biological process: positive regulation of canonical NF-kappaB signal transduction; negative regulation of apoptotic process; positive regulation of angiogenesis. The transcript has 12 exons. The record is from RefSeq and is a predicted model, not a curated record. Lineage: Eukaryota; Metazoa; Chordata; Amphibia; Anura; Pipidae. Bases 300 to 1982 code for a protein of 560 amino acids.
CACUUCAGAAUGGGAUGCGGGUCCCUGGUGCUUCCACGUCUGCAGUUCCACAGAGUCAGGUGACUGGAGCCUGUAACGUCCCGGCCCCGCCCAUCUCCCCUCUCUCCCCGCCCCUCCCCUCUGCCAAAAUGGCCGCUGUGAGACCGGAGUGAUGACGUUGCUUCGCUAGGCCUGGGCGGAGCCGGGACGCUACGUUUCACUUUCUGCCAGCCUUUUGGUGCGUCUCAGUGCCAGUGAGAGGCUGCUGGUGUGGGCAGGCAGGCAAGGGGCAGCAGUGUGUAGCUGGCAGCGCUAGAGCCAUGGCCGCUGGUUGGCAGGAGGCUGCGGCCCAGCAGGCCGAGGAGGUGUCUGCCCGUGUAAGGCAGCUGGUCAGCACCGGGCUCGGCCUUCUCCGCACGGAGCUGGGUGUGGACCUUGGCCUGCAGCCCCAGCGCUACCCGGCCUGGGUGUUCCUGGCGGUACCGCUGUCCCUGGGCCUCUUGCUCCUGUUCCUAUGUGCCGGGGCACUUGGGCGCAGCUCCGCCGGUAAGAAGCGGCUCAGGGAGCAGAGAGAAGCGCCGGUGCAGCUGGAGAAGCCCAUCCCCGUCCCCAAGAGCGUCAAAGCCGAGGAUCCGAAGAAAAAGAACAAGAAAAAAACAACGGAGAAACCAAAGCAGCCUAAUGGAAGACCCGUUGAGCUGGUGGAGGAGGAGAUAACACCCAUAGUCAAAAAGGAGAGCCUGAAACCGCCUUUGGAAACUGAAAAGAAGAACGAAAAGGCAAAAAAGAAUAAGAAGAAACCUAAGACUGAUGCAAAGCAAACACAACAGUCCUCAAAUCAAGAUAAAAAAGAAGCCGAAGAAGGGAAUUGGGAAACGAAAAUCAGCAACCGGGAAAAGCGCCAGCAGCGUAAGCGCGAUAAGGACUCUGAAAUAAAUAUUGUUGAAACUAUAACUUCUGUUGUGAGUGAGCCGUUUCCAUCUGCGCCAUCUCAUUCUGCAGGCGCCAGGAAAUCCAAAGGUACAAAUGACAAUAAUGUGGUUAAUGGAAGUGGUUGGAGUGAGAAGCCGUCAAAGACUCUCUCCUCCCAGCUUGGAGAAGAAAAGUGGGCCCCUUCAGCUAGCAAGAAGAAAGCAGAGCCUUGCACUUGGAAUCAAAAUGCCAGUGACACUAAUGGGAAAGACUGGGGUGUAUCUUGGGGCGAGCGUCCGAUCUUUCCUAGCAUAUCUGCAUGGUCUAAUGUGGAUGGAAGAAUGACUGUUCCUGAACAGAGACAAACUUCAUUUGCUGCCAUGGGACUAAAUAAUUCUGUGCCCGCUUCUGUAAGCGAACCCAUUUCUCAGCCGGCUACCUCUGAAAGCCAGUGGGAUUCUACCCCCAAUGAACCGUGUAUUGAUGAUGAAUGGUCUGGCCUAAAUGGCCUGAACUCAUCUGACCCCACUUCUGACUGGAAUGCGCCAGCAGAGGAAUGGGGGAACUGGGGUACAGAAGAGCCAGUGAACGCUACACAACCUGAAGAGUCUGAACAGCUUACAAAGGUAUCCGAAGAAGAAAAGGAAAAGGAAGAAUCUUCUGCUCAAGGUGCAGCAAGCAGCAAAACCAAGAAGAAGAAGAAAAAAAAGAAGAAGCAAGGAGAGGAAUCAGGCUCUGCACAGGAUGCUGAGAAUCCUGAGAGGGAAACUACAGGUGAAUUCCAUGAAGAUAAAGCUCCAGCUCCCCCCCAGCCAGAGAGAAUUAGCCCUGCUGUGGUUUUAAAGGCUAGUGAACCUAAGAAACAACCUGAAGAGGAGACUCGUCAUCAUAAUGUAUUUACUGAGCCUUCAGUACCAGUCAAACACAGCGUUUCUGAAAAGAGUCCUUCCCAAGUGCAACAGCCACAGGAGAAAAGCUCUUCCAAUAGCAAGCAGAAUAGUGUGCCUCCAUCCUCACAAGCUAAAUCCGAAGAGAGCUGGGAAUCUCCAAAACAAGUGAAAAAGAAGAAGAAAGCCAGAAGGGAAACGUGAUCGUCCCCCCGGCCAAUGGAGCACAUGUUCAGACACUAUCUCGGAGAUUAUGCUGUUUAUGCAAUAAUUUGUGAACAUGUACAGAAUUUUUAUAUGUUUGGUCUCUAUUUUUAAAACAACUGCUGUCAAUGUGAUCUAAGACAGGAGGAUAAAAAAAAAAAUUAACUCUGACCUAUGAGGUUAACAUGCAAGAGUACUGGAAAAUCAUUGGAAGAUGCGUUUGUUUUUUUUUUGUUUUUUGGCCAACUUGGAACGUUCGCAAUUUGAUAGGAGAAAGGUGUGUUUAAUUCCUGAUUUUAUAAAGCAGUGACCUGUUGACAUUCAUAUUGUGCCCUAUGUUGUCUCUCAAUUGGUGGAAGAUUGAUUGACCAUUUCUGUACCUUUUUAAACGUCACGCUUGUGCGUGUGCUAGCUGUGUGUACGCCACAUCACCGACACCAGUGUGCAGAAAUUACACGGAUGAGCGAACAUCGGCGCUUGCAGCGCUGAAGAGGAUUAAUGUGCGCGUGGAUCCUUAUACUGUAUAGGUUUUUUUCUUUCUGCCCUCAAAGUAUUUUGUCUCAGUAUAAAUCUAACUUAAUUUUUUUUAGGCAAGUACGGAAUGUUUAAUAAGUCUCUUCCUGUUCUAAUGUACUUUUAUCCAUUUGACUUUUCGGCAACUCCCAGUAUUCCUCAGGCAGCUGGAGUGGUGGGAGUUGUAGUUCUAUAUCUGGUGAGCCCCCUGGUUGCCCAUCCCUGCUUUUCCGCAUACAUUUUACCUAUGGUAUGACUGAGCAAAUUCUGUUUUGUAAUGGAUAUGAUGGUGGCCUUUAUAAGGAAUCAUUCUUACUUUUCUAUUCCAUCCCAUUAGAAAGACACACACCCUUUUCAGUGUUAAUGUGAACUUUACUUAAAGGGUAUGGUGGCUUUGGACAGCUUUAACUGACGUUGUCAAGACCUCCAAUAAUCAGGAAUGUUUUUUACUGCCUUAAUCUGUAGUAUGUACAACCUAUCCGUAGAUUCCAUAAAUAAUACUCUCAUAAUGUGCCACGGCUGCUGUGAUUUGGGGGCAAAGCUUCCCAGCUCCAGACCGUAGAGGGCGCCAUUUCAUCACUACCUACAGGCACUGUCGCUCUGUUUCUUUGACCCCGCAGAUCCGUUUGUAAUCUCAGAAUCGUGCAUGAUAAGUCAUACUUUGUAAAUAGCCUUACCAAAAUGUGCUUUUGGACAAGGACCAUCACUAGAAAACGUGUAUGAAACAAAGCCAUGAAUGAUGUAUUUCGUCCUGCUUUAUCCAAUGGCACCUCACUGACCAAUCAAUUCAGUUUUGGGUCAGUCCUUGGUGCCAUUAACCUCUUCUCUGCCAGAGUAGACAGCAAUACAUUGCGUUGCUGCUCUUUUCUCUACCAAGGUGUUUAAGGGGCAUUGCAGUAGCUUCAUAGUGAGUAUGUUGAGCGCUGUUUAUGGAACUUUUUUCCUGAUAAACUUACUAAUUUUUACACCAGUGUAUUAAAACAAUCUGUUUCAGGAACAUGAAAAGUAUGUUUACAUGUUCAGAAGUUUUGUUUAAUUCUGUGAAAUUUCUAAGUUGAUUUGUUUAAAUAAAAUCUUGCAAAUUCCGUA